AUGUUGUCCACUCUUCCGCCCAUCACUGGUGCAUCACACUUUUCCAACAAGUCAUCCGGCGAUGGCGAUGGUGGCUCCGGUGGCUUCUCCGCGUCCCAGAUUGCUGCACAGCGUUCGCUCAAGUCUUCCAUCCAGGAGCUCACUUCCGGUCAGCACGACGCUGAUGCAUCCCUGCUCACCCCCUACUCCGAGCUGCCCAAGGAGAUCACUGGACCCACCGUGUGGGAUGCCGCUUCCUACACUGGCGCCGCUAACGCCUCCAAGUGGGUGCACACGUUCACCGAGCACGAAAUCUCGCAACUCGAGUCUGCAUCUCAACUCUGGCUCGAAUCCGGUCGUGAACUGGGUGAAAUCGAACGUUCUACCUUCCCACUCCCUUCUGACCUCGUAGCCACGCUUACCGAGCUUCGCAGGCGUCUGGUUGAAGGCCAUGGAUUUUACCUCUUCAAAGGGCUGCCCACCAAGCGUUGGGGAAAUCGUCUUUCGGCUAUCGCCUACCUGGGCUUGGGAUCGUACCUUGGAAACGUCGUUUCUCAGAACCGAUAUGGUCAUAUUCUCGGCCACGUGAAAGACCUUGGUGAAGACCCUACUGCGAUCGACAAGGUUCGUAUCUACCGUACCAACGCACGACAGUUCUUCCACACGGAUUCCUCUGGUGGAAUCGUCGGUCUUCUCUGUCUGCACAAAGCCGUGGAAGGCGGUGAAUCCGACAUUGUGUCUUCUCACGCGGUUUGGAACCAUCUGCAAGCCAACCGUCCGGACGUUGCUGAAUUGCUCGCUAGCAACAUCUGGCACUUUGAUCGCAAAGGAGAAGUCUCGACCAUCAAUGGUGAACAAAAUGGUUGGGUUACGCGCCCCAUUGUUCACCUGCGUCGUGGUCAACCUGCCAACCGUCUGAUCCUCACUUACGAUCCAUACUAUCUCAAAUCCAUCCAACGUCACGUCGAUGCCGGUCACAUCCCGCAGCUGUCCGAGAAGCAGAAGGAGGCAAUGCAAGUGCUGGAAGAUACUGCCAAGCUGCUGAGUCUGCACAUGGUCUUGGACGUCGGAGACAUUCAAUUCGUCAGCGACGUACACGUGUUGCAUGCCAGGACCGAGUACAAGGACCCCGCUCCGCCAGCUCCAAGGAGGCACCUGUACAGACUCUGGUUGGCAGUACCCGUGAGCGAGGGAGGAUGGCAAAAUGCUUACCCCGACAACGAUCUGCAGCGACGUGGUGGUAUUCAGGUGAAUGACACCAAACCGACCUACCCUCUGGACGGAGAGUGA
Molecule: messenger RNA, 1269 nt
Organism: Mycosarcoma maydis (corn smut)
Lineage: Eukaryota; Fungi; Basidiomycota; Ustilaginomycetes; Ustilaginales
Exons: 1
Coding region: 1-1269 (422 amino acids)
Molecular function (GO): oxidoreductase activity
Source: RefSeq, a predicted model, not a curated record